Molecule: messenger RNA, 2190 nt
Organism: Nannospalax galili (Upper Galilee mountains blind mole rat)
Lineage: Eukaryota; Metazoa; Chordata; Mammalia; Rodentia; Spalacidae
Gene: Nek6
Product: NIMA related kinase 6
Exons: 10
Coding region: 16-993 (325 amino acids)
Biological process (GO): protein phosphorylation
Molecular function (GO): ATP binding; protein kinase activity
Source: RefSeq, a predicted model, not a curated record
GUGUCUGGAAGCAAAAUGGCAGCCUGUGACCUUGUGAAGCUGGCAUGCAGGAUGGCAGGACAGCCUAGCCACAUGCCCCAUGGAGGGAGUCCAAACAACCUAUGCCAUGCACUGGGGCCUGCACCCCUUCCAGACUCACAGAGGCACCCCAACACCCUGUCUUUUCGCUGUUCACUGGCGGACUUCCAGAUUGAGAAGAAGAUUGGCCGAGGGCAGUUCAGUGAGGUAUACAAGGCCACCUGCCUGCUGGACAGGAAGACGGUGGCUCUGAAAAAAGUACAGAUCUUUGAGAUGAUGGAUGCCAAGGCCAGGCAGGACUGUGUCAAGGAAAUUGGCCUCCUAAAGCAACUGAACCAUCCGAACAUCAUCAAGUAUUUGGACUCAUUCAUUGAGGACAACGAGCUGAACAUUGUGCUGGAGCUGGCCGACGCGGGUGACCUGUCACAGAUGAUCAAGUAUUUUAAGAAGCAGAAGAGGCUCAUUCCUGAGAGGACAGUGUGGAAGUACUUCGUGCAGCUUUGCAGCGCCGUGGAGCACAUGCACUCCCGCCGCGUGAUGCACCGAGACAUCAAGCCCGCCAAUGUGUUCAUCACAGCCACAGGCAUCGUGAAGCUUGGUGACCUUGGUUUGGGCCGUUUCUUCAGCUCGGAGACCACUGCUGCCCACUCACUAGUGGGAACACCGUACUAUAUGUCACCCGAGAGGAUCCAUGAGAACGGCUACAAUUUCAAGUCUGACAUCUGGUCCCUAGGCUGUCUGCUAUAUGAGAUGGCAGCUCUCCAGAGCCCCUUCUAUGGAGAUAAAAUGAACCUCUUCUCCCUCUGCCAAAAGAUUGAGCAGUGUGACUACCCGCCUCUCCCAGGGGAGCACUACUCUGAGAAGCUUCGGGAGCUGGUCAGUAUGUGUAUCUACCCUGACCCUGACCAGAGACCGGACAUCGGAUACGUACACCAGGUGGCUAGACAGAUGCAUGUCUGGACAUCCAGCACCUGAAUUCAGUGUGCCUCUUCAAGCCAACACCACUUUGUCUUACUUGAGUCCUCUCCCCAAGUGGCACCUGGAAAAGCCCCCAUAGUCAAGACCAGAGGGCUCAGCGGUCUCCUGAGGGCUGCCUCUGCUGCUGAGCUGAAUGAGAGUGGCUAUACUAUGGUCAAACUCCAAAGUCCUUUCCUUGAACUGUUGCAGACAACCUGAGCUGAGUUGUUAGCAAGGGCAGGGGGCUCAAAAGCUACCAAAGCUCCUUGUACCGACUGUAAUGUGAACCUUUGGCUAGUUCCUCAGAGACCUGUCAGGCCUACACUGACAGGAGACUUGCAGGAGCAGGGUGACUAGUGUGGGUGAGCCUCUGAAAAUGGUUAGCACCCCGUUCAGUUUAGCUCGUAGUAUCUUUCCAUAGAAUCAGGCUGUGUGCUUCAUUUACUCUGUUUUAAAGGGAUAAAGUGGAAAUACGGUUUAGAGUAGAGGUUUUGCUAUUUUCUCUGCGUUUUUAACUUGAUAAGUGACACUGCGGAGAACCCAGCACUGGGCACUGCAAGACAAGUGCAUCUGGCAUCCCAGAGACAGGAGGGUUCUGCUUGCAGCUGGCUCACUGUCCUUCUGAAUCCCUGCCACCUACCAUCAUCUGCUGCAAUGCUGCGGCCCAUUUUAUCAUCGGUGCCAAGGAAAACCCAAGAGCUUUGCCCUCGGGCUUUUUUUUACAGAUUCUGGUUCCACAUCCUCCUAGUGUGAUGUUGGGCAGGUUUUUUAGUCUGUCUGAGCCUUCCUCAUCUGUAAAAUGGGACUAAUAUAGUACCUACCUUCCAGGAUGCUGACAGAAUUUAAAACAGAAGAUGUAAGUCAGUCAGGCAUAGGGGCCUAUGCUUAUAAUUUCGGUACCUUGGAAGUGACAGGAGGAUCAAGAAUUCAGGGUGACCCUCAGCUACAUAAUGAGUUUGAGACUAGCCUGGGCUACAGAAGACCCUAUCUUAAAAGGACAAAACAACAAAGAUGUAAGAACCAGCUACCACAUAGCAGGGGAUCCAAAAAUAUAGCCAGUCAUCCCUUUAGAAACUCAAAUCCAUGGACAGUCAAGAAUUAAAACAUUAUAUGUAUUAUAUGUAGGAAAAGCAGAAAUAUGUUCAUUUAUUUCUUGUUCCCAAAUAGGAUUAACUGUGAAGACUAAUUUAUAAAUGUGAAUUCAAGGAAACUCAA